Molecule: messenger RNA, 2123 nt
Organism: Chenopodium quinoa (quinoa)
Lineage: Eukaryota; Viridiplantae; Streptophyta; Magnoliopsida; Caryophyllales; Amaranthaceae
Product: probable galacturonosyltransferase 12
Exons: 6
Coding region: 268-1869 (533 amino acids)
Molecular function (GO): polygalacturonate 4-alpha-galacturonosyltransferase activity
Source: RefSeq, a predicted model, not a curated record
GCUAAGCAAAGUUAGGUGAUUGAUAGGAACUUUGAACUACAACCCCAUGAACUUUCCUUUACACAAUUCCUAUGUUUUUACAUUCCAUUGCAUUACAUUACAUACUCCCAUUUUUGAGUCAUUCCUACAUGACUAUUAGCAAGUAGAAAACAUCAAAUUAAGUCUUUUCGGCGCGUUUAGCUUGUUAAGCUUUUAUUAGCUUGGGUUAAACUAUUUUUGGGAUAAACUAUCUUGUAUCAUUUUGGUUAAGGUAAUACUACAAUUACAAUGCAGCUUCAUAUUUCGCCGAGUUUAAGGCAUGUAACUGUAUUUCCGGGCAAAGGAGUCAGAGAAUUCAUCAAAAUAAAAGCUGGUUCAAGGCGGUUUUCGUAUAGGAUGGUGUUGUACUCGCUCUUGUUUUUUACAUUCUUGUUGCGUUUUGUGUUUGUGAUGACCGCGGUAGAAACAAUUGAUGGCCAAAGAAAAUGUUCUUCUAUAGGUUGCUUGGGAAAAAGAUUGGCACCAAAAAUUCUAGGAACUUCUCCUUCAAGUGUCCCAGAAGUCUUAUAUGACGUAUUUGAAGAACCAAGUAGUCUUGUAGAUGAAAAAAAUCCGGGACCUGAUAUUCCUCAGUCACUGGAAGACUUUAUGGCUGAAGUAAGAGAGAGCAGACCGGAUGCCAGAACGUUUGCACUGAAGCUAAAAACAAUGGUGAAUUAUCUUGAACAAAGGACGCGAACAGCUAAGAUUCAAGAAUACCUAUACCGGCAUGUAGCAUCUAGUAGCAUACCAAAACAACUCUACUGCCUGACAUUAAGGCUAGCCAAUGAGCACAGCAUGAAUUCAGCUGCUCGUAUGCAGCUUCCAAAUCCUGAGCAAGUCCCUUACCUCGUUGACAACUCGUUCUUCCACUUUGUUCUGGCCUCUGACAAUGUUUUAGCUGCAUCAGUUGUGGCCAACUCUCUUGUUCGUAAUUCUCUCCACCCUGAGAGGGUUAUUUUGCACAUCAUCACCGAUAAAAAGACCUUUGCACCUAUGCAGGCUUGGUUUUCCUUACAUCCUCUGACACCUGCUGUCAUUGAGGUCAAGGCAUUGCACCAGUUUGAGUGGAUUAGUAAAGGAAAAGUGCCUGUUUUGGAGGCCAUGGAAAAGGAUCAAAUGGCUAGAUCACAAUUUAGAGGCGGAUCCCAAGCAAUUGUGGCUAGUGAUUCUGAAAGGCCUAAUGUUAUUGCUGCUAAGCUUCAGGCUAUGAGUCCCAAAUAUAACUCCAUCAUGAAUCACAUCAGAAUUCAUCUCCCAGAGUUGUUUCCAAGCCUGAAUAAGGUUGUCUUCCUCGAUGAUGAUAUCGUGAUACAAACUGAUUUGUCACCCUUAUGGGACAUUGAUAUGGAUGGAAAGGUCAAUGGAGCAGUACAAACUUGCAGUGGGGAUGAUAGAUUUGUAAUGUCAAAGAAACUAAAGAACUACUUGAACUUCUCUCAUCCUUUGAUAGCGAAUAAUUUUCAUCCAGAGGAAUGUGCUUGGGCUUAUGGCAUGAACAUUUUUGAUUUAGAGGCUUGGAGGAAGUCUGACAUUACUCAAACCUACUAUCACUGGCUCCAACUGAACUUGAAAUCAGACCUAAGUUUAUGGCAGCUAGGAACAUUACCACCGGGACUAAUAGCAUUCCAUGGUCACGUUCAAAUAAUCGAUCCCUUCUGGCAUAUGUUGGGUCUUGGAUAUCAAGAAAAUACAAGUCUGGCAGAUGCUGAAAAUGCUGGUGUUAUUCAUUUUAAUGGGAGGGCAAAGCCCUGGCUUGAUAUAGCUUUUCCACAGCUUAGGCCAUUAUGGGCUAAAUAUAUCGACUUUUCUGAUAAAUUUAUCAAAGGCUGUCAUAUCAGAGAUUCAUGAGAGUUUCUUUCAGAGGAGAAUGAGGUGAAUAUUCUUGUACAUGAGCUAGGGGCGCGCACAGAAUUUUCGCCAAUUCAAGGGGCCUUAUAGAGCAAAAUGCAAAAUGUGGAGGCAGAACAAGAAAGAAGCUAUAAUCAUGUACUUUAACAGAAGCCUCCUUAGAUUAGGAGUUUUCUUUUUUGUGUAUUCUCUUAUCUUAUAUUCUUUCAGUUCAUAAUAUACUAAUAAUUUUGAUGCAUUUAUUCAGAAAAAAA